Molecule: messenger RNA, 9047 nt
Organism: Alligator sinensis (Chinese alligator)
Lineage: Eukaryota; Metazoa; Chordata; Crocodylia; Alligatoridae
Gene: SOS1
Product: SOS Ras/Rac guanine nucleotide exchange factor 1
Exons: 21
Coding region: 16-3882 (1288 amino acids)
Biological process (GO): Ras protein signal transduction; positive regulation of GTPase activity
Cellular component (GO): plasma membrane
Molecular function (GO): protein heterodimerization activity; guanyl-nucleotide exchange factor activity
Source: RefSeq, a predicted model, not a curated record
UCAACAUAGGUUCAGAUGCAAGUUCACCCUAAACUUUCCUCUACUGAAGAUGCUUUACAGUACGUUGAGGAGUUAAUUCUGCAGUUGUUAAAUAUGCUGUGCCAAGCCCAGCCAAGAAGUUUUCUGGAUGUAGAGGAUCGUGUUCAAAAGAGCUUUCCCCAUCCUAUUGAUAAGUGGGCAAUUGCUGAUGCACAAUCUGCUAUUGAAAAAAGGAAGCGAAGAAACCCAUUAUCUCUCCCAGUGGAAAAAAUCCAUCCUUUGUUAAAGGAAGUUCUAGGCUAUAAAAUUGACCACCAAGUAUCUGUUUACAUAGUGGCAGUAUUAGAAUACAUUUCUGCAGAUAUCUUAAAGUUGGUUGGGAAUUAUGUACGAAAUAUAAGACAUUAUGAAAUUACAAAACAAGACAUUAAAGUGGCAAUGUGUGCUGAUAAGGUAUUAAUGGACAUGUUCCAUCAAGAUGUAGAAGAUAUAAGUGCACUAACUUUAUCUGAUGAGGAACCUUCCACCUCCGGGGAACAGACAUAUUAUGAUCUAGUAAAGUCAUUCAUGGCAGAAGUUCGACAGUUUAUAAGGGAAUUAAAUCUCAUUAUUAAAGUUUUUCGAGAGCCUUUUAUUUCCAACUCCAAAUUGUUUUCAGCUCAUGAUGUGGAAAAUAUAUUUAGUCGUAUAUCAGAUAUUCAUGAACUUAGUGUAAAGUUACUGGGCCUUCUUGAAGACACUGUAGAAAUGACAGAGGAAGGUAGUCCCCAUCCUUUAGUAGGCAGCUGCUUUGAAGACCUAGCAGAGGAACUAGCAUUUGAUCCAUAUGAAUCAUAUGCACAAGAUAUACUGCGGCCUGGUUUCCAUGAUCAUUUUCUAAGUCAGUUAUCAAAGCCAGGAGCAGCGUUCUAUUUACAGUCCAUAGGGGAAGGCUUUAAGGAAGCAGUUCAGUAUGUACUACCCAGGCUGCUGCUGGCCCCUGUUUACCACUGCCUUCACUAUUUUGAACUUUUAAAGCAACUAGAAGAAAGGAGUGAGGAUGAAGAGGAUAAAGAAUGUUUGAAGCAAGCGAUAACAGCCCUGCUGAGCCUUCAGAGCAGCAUGGAAAGAAUAUGCUCCAAAAGUCUUGCAAAGCGACGACUUAGUGAAUCUGCAUGCAGAUUUUAUAGUCAGCAAAUGAAGGGGAAACAGCUCGCAAUCAAGAAAAUGAAUGAAAUACAGAAAAAUAUUGAUGGCUGGGAGGGUAAGGACAUUGGACAGUGCUGCAAUGAGUUUAUAAUGGAAGGAACUCUCACACGUGUUGGCGCAAAACAUGAGAGACACAUAUUUCUCUUUGAUGGCUUAAUGAUUUGCUGUAAGUCGAAUCAUGGCCAGCCACGACUUCCUGGUGCUAGCAAUGCGGAAUAUCGUCUGAAAGAGAAGUUUUUUAUGCGCAAGGUACAAAUCAAUGAUAAAGACGACACUAAUGAGUACAAGCAUGCCUUUGAAAUCAUCUUAAAAGAUGAGAACAGUGUUAUUUUUGCUGCUAAAUCAGCUGAAGAGAAAAACAACUGGAUGGCAGCACUGAUAUCUUUACAGUACAGAAGCACUCUGGAAAGAAUGUUAGAUGUAACCAUGUUGCAGGAAGAGAAGGAGGAACAGAUGAGAUUUCCAAGUCCUGAGCUUUAUAGGUUUGCAGAACCAGAUUCAGAAGAGAAUAUUGUAUUUGAAGAAAAUAUGCAGCCGAAAUCUGGAAUCCCUAUCAUAAAGGCAGGAACUGUUGUCAAGCUUAUUGAGAGACUGACUUAUCACAUGUAUGCAGACCCCAAUUUUGUUCGGACAUUUCUCACAACAUAUAGAUCCUUUUGUAAACCUCAGGAAUUAUUGAGUCUACUGAUAGAAAGGUUUGAAAUUCCAGAGCCUGAGCCAACGGCAGCUGAUCGUAUGGCUAUGGAGAAUGGAGACCAGCCUCCCAGUGCAGAGUUAAAGCGGUUUAGAAAAGAAUACAUACAACCAGUACAGCUGCGAGUCUUAAAUGUAUGUCGGCAUUGGGUGGAACACCACUUCUAUGACUUUGAGAGAGAUGUUGAACUUUUGCAACGAUUGGAAGAAUUCAUUGGGACAGUAAGAGGUAAAGCUAUGAAGAAAUGGGUUGAAUCAAUCACAAAGAUAAUCCACCGGAAAAAGCAGGCACAAGCCAUUGGGCCAAGUCACAAUAUUACUUUUGAAAGCUCACCUCCUGCAAUUGAGUGGCAUAUUAGCAAACCAGGACAUAUAGAGACUUUUGACUUGCUCACUUUGCACCCAAUAGAAAUUGCUCGACAGCUCACUUUACUCGAGUCAGAUCUUUACAGAGCUGUACAACCAUCAGAGCUUGUGGGAAGUGUGUGGACAAAGGAAGAUAAAGAAAUGAAUUCUCCCAAUCUUCUCAAAAUGAUAAGACACACUACUAAUCUCACCUUGUGGUUUGAAAAAUGCAUCAUAGAAACAGAAAACUUGGAGGAAAGAGCAAUUGUAGUAAGUCGGAUAAUUGAGAUCCUGCAAGUUUUUCAAGAGCUAAACAACUUCAAUGGUGUCCUCGAGGUUGUCAGUGCUAUGAACUCCUCACCUGUGUAUAGACUGGAUCACACGUUUGAGCAAAUUCCAAGUCGUCAAAAGAAGAUUUUAGAAGAAGCUCAUGAGCUGAGUGAGGAUCACUAUAAGAAAUACUUGGCAAAACUUAGGUCUAUUAAUCCUCCAUGUGUGCCUUUCUUUGGAAUUUAUUUGACAAACAUCUUGAAAACAGAAGAAGGCAACCCUGAAUUUCUAAAACGGCAUGGAAAAGAGCUAAUAAACUUCAGCAAGCGAAGGAAAGUAGCUGAAAUCACUGGGGAGAUACAGCAGUACCAGAACCAGCCCUACUGCUUAAGAGUGGAAUUUGACAUCAGAAGGUUUUUUGAAAAUUUGAAUCCAAUGGGAAGUAGCAUGGAGAAAGAAUUCACAGAUUAUCUGUUCAACAAGUCAUUGGAAAUUGAGCCACGAAAUUCCAAGCCUCCACCAAGAUUUCCAAAAAAAUACAGCUAUCCCCUCAAGUCUCCAGGUGUUCGCCCUUCAAACCCAAGACCAGGUACCAUGAGACAUCCUACGCCACUGCAACAGGAGCCAAGAAAAAUUAGUUACAGUCGCAUCCCUGAGAGUGAAACAGAAAGUACAGCAUCUGCACCCAAUUCUCCACGAACACCUCUGACCCCACCCCCAGCAUCUGCCACUUCUAGCACUACAGAUGCCUGCAGUGUAUUUGACUCGGACCCUUCGAGUCCUUUCCAUUCAAGAUCUGCUUCAGUGUCAUCCAUAAGCUUCACCAAAAGCUCUGAUGAAACACCUGUUCCCCCUCCCGUUCCUCCACGGAGACGACCAGAAUCUGCCCCAGCAGAAUCCUCCCCAUCAAAGAUUACUUCUGCACAUAUGGACAGUCCACCAGCAAUUCCUCCAAGACAACCCACUUCAAAAGUCUAUUCGCCAAGGUACUCGGUGCCAGAUCGGACCUCCAUAUCAGACCCCCCUGAAAGCCCUCCUGUUUUACCACCGCGAGAACCUGUGCGAACACCAGAUGUCUUCUCUAGCUCACCACUACACCUCCAGCCCCCACCUUUAGGUCGAAAAAGUGAACUCGGCAAUACCUUUUUUCCAAACAGUCCCUCUCCAUUUACUCCCCCGCCCCCUCAAACUCCUUCUCCACAUGUAGCACGGAGACAUCUGCCAUCACCUCCUUUGAUACCGCAAGAUGUGGACCUCCAACCUGUUGCUGGGCCACCUGUUCCUCCACGACAAAGCACUUCUCAACAUAUCCCAAAGCUUCCUCCAAAAACUUAUAAAAGGGAGCACACACAUCCAUCGAUGCAUCGAGACGGACCACCUUUGCUGGAGAACGCCCACUCCUCCUGAGUUAGUCUUUGCUGUUGGAGUUGCGUUUCCCUGGCGCUAUGUCUGUUGCUGGCAAUGGAUGCACUGAAUCUGCUGGCGCCAAGGAGUUAGGAUGUGUACACCAAACACUAAAAACUCUAUGAUAAAUUUGAAAUGCAGGAUGCAGAAACUGAAUCACAAAAGCAGACAUUAUUAUCACAAAGCAACUGAUGGACUUGAAGAUCCUAUUUUAGUAUGUGGGACACUGUUCUAGAGUAAUUGGACAACUGAUUGUACCAGAAAACAGACUCGAGGGACUUCUCUGGCCAAUGAGCAGAGACUGUGUUUUGUGUAAUGAUCUCUAAUGUCCAGGACAGAAUGGAAAACAUAGUUUUGUGUGCAUCAGUCCCAUACAGUGACCCAGUUAUUGGAAUGAAAAAAUUAUGCACUUUUGGAAAAAAAAAAAUCUCAAACAGGGAACUUUGUAUCCUCCUUAACUUCCCUUUGCUUUUACUCCCUGCUUUCAAAUACUUUCCCAAAAUCAUGAAAAGGACUGUGAGGAAGAUCCGUGGUACCUAACUGUGUUAGAAUAAAGGCAUAGCACUGCAUUGCGGUCCUGUUUACAAAUUGUUACAACGAAUAGUGUGGGUACCUAGGUCUCACCAAAGAGGUACUUAAUUAUUAUUUUAUGAAAUUAUGGUGCCAGUUCAAAAAAAUUUGCCAGGAAGCAUAAAUGUGUAAUUACUGCUUUCUUUAACUAGAGCAGAUUAAAGUCCUAUGUCAUUAAAAUGAUGGCAGAAUUUUAAACAGCAGCACUAUUGUCUGAAGUAACUAUACUACUACAUUUAGGAGACUGUUAAUCUAUGCUAGGGUAUCUCCAUUCUUUUUAAGGUUUACUGAUAAUCCAUUUCAUGGCUUUUAGCUGUACUUAAUCAUGCCAUGAAAACACCAUCACUUGUUGUGAAAGGAGCACUUGCUGGCCAUUUUCCAUAGUUAUAGUCAUGUUUUACUAAUAAUAGAUUAAUCAGCAUACAUAGAAUUGUCUUGAAGUUGCGUAAAUCAUGUAUAUAGUGAAUGUUGCAUAAAUAUACUUGCAGAUUGUUUUUAAUUUAAUUGAAAUAGAGACAGAUAUUUGUUUCGCUGACGUACCUUAAAUUAUUACAAUGACAAAUGUACAAUUCAGUUUUUCAGUUAAACACUGAAAAGGGGAUAAAAGCACGUGUUGUGGUACGCAUUUUUUCCUAGUUCAGUAUAUGUAUUUUAGUAAUAAAUAACAGUUUAAAGAAAAAUUGAGUUGUGGGCUGUGAAACAAAGAUUAGUUAGAAUGAAAGAGCUGGGUUUCUCCCAAAGUGAAUUACUGUAUACGUUUUAAAAUUUCCCAUCUCAUGUAUGCAGCGUGCUAUAGAAUUUCAAACUUUGUCUUAAAAAAAUCUCCUAAUCUUUACAGUAGUUAUUUACUGUGUCAGAAAUGUACAUGACAGAGCAUUUACCUUCAUAAAUAUCAUGACAUGGAUUAUCCAUAAACCUGUGUACUGCUUUUCUGAUUCUAACCAAUACUGUGACAAUAAUGCAUGCCAGUUAUUGAAGAAAAGAAGUUUUAUUAUUCUCCACUACCGUAAUGUUUGUGAAGUGUGCAGUAUCUCAUCUUUAUUUAAUAAGGCUCAUGGGUCAUAGUAAAUUUCCAUCAUGUUUCUUCUUUGAUACAAACACAAAUACAUUUCAGCAACCCAGAAAGCCAUGUCAUUAACAAUGGUUUUUCUAGAGCAAUUAGUCAUGCUGGAAAUCCAUUUGAGUAACUUUUUACAGUGCCAUUAGAUCAGUGAAAUGUGCUUCAUCAUACUAGAACAUGGUCUUUACAUUUCAGAAGAUGUUUAGCUUUCAUCAGCAUUAAGCAGCAAACUUUGUCGUAGCCAGAUACUGAGAAUUUGUUUGUGUAGCUUUAGGUUUAUAUCUAUUUUUUAAAACCAUUUUCCUGGCAAAAAAAUGGUAUUUCUCCUCUUUGUUUGUAAGAUUUAUGAACUCAGCUUCAAAGGAGGACUUUGACAUAUGCGCUUUAUCCAACCCUGUCCUGCAGGCAAUGUAGAGUUGCUAGUGUUUCAGAUUUAACUAAGGAAAAUGAAUAACCACGGGAAAGUUGUAAAAACUGAUGGCUUUCCAGAGGAAAUCCAAGGAGUUCUCCCUCAAAGCCAGAUGCCCAAGCUCUUAUCUCCUGUUCUGUAUGCUCAGAAUCGUGGUUGCUAGGAAGGGAGAGUGGUUCAGUGAUUAGGUCAUUGGACUGGAGUACAGGAGAGCCAGACUCUGUUCCUGGUUCAGGUAUAGACUUUUUGUGGGUUCUAGCAGGAGUUACUAAAUCUUAUUUGUGCCUCGAUUUCCCUUUUGUGAAAUUGGAAUAAUACCACCUCCCUUCCAAGUUGCACUGAGGAUCCAAAGUCCUUAAUUAUGAGGAAAUCAAGCACUACAUGAUGAGCAUUUAAAUUCCCUUUAGACUGCAGCACCAUCCUUCUGUCAUGCAGAAGAUGUCAGUGUUCACCACUGCAAGGAACACUCCCUCACUGACAAAGUAUCAAAGACGAGACUAAAAAACAACCAGAUCCCUUGCAUCUAGGCUAGAAGUUUAGAGCAGUGGUUCUGAACCUUUUUUGUACCAGGACCCAUUAGUAAACAUUGAUGGCCAGUCCUGAUCCACUGCCCCCAGACCUCAGCACUCCAGUGUGUGGAGCGGUGGGGGUCCCCAAACAGACCCUUGCAGGCUGGAACUCUGCCAGCCUGCAAGGGAAAAGCUACAGUUUCCUACAUUUUUCUCCUUUAAAGGAUAAUCCAUUUUUAAAGUGUGUUGAUCCAUUUUUAAAGUUUAGUCACAACUCUCAUAUAUUCUUGCGACCCAUGGGUUGAGAAAUGCUGGUCUAGAGCACAGAUGCAAAGCACUGGCUUGUCUCGUAGGCUGUCAGUUUCAUUUGCGAGAAAUAAUUCUUUUAGCACUGAAUUUCUCAUUUGGCCAUGUUUGUAUUGGCGACUGAUGUGCCUAGGAUGGCAAAACAAAUAUCAUUAAAUGCAGGCAGAGAAAAUGGAAUCAUAUUUUGUUAUUCACACUGGCCAGGGAGUUGGUAAAAUGACUUGAAAAAUAGCAGGGGAUGAUGAAACAUACUUCAGUGUUGGCCAAGCACUGUCUAAAUUAGAUUGGUGCAUUGCUGUAGACCCCAGACUAAAGUCUGACACUGCUCAAAAGACAGCAUAUACUGCUACAGAGAGCUGUUCUUCAGCUGCUGGGUGCUUAGGCUGGGGAGGGUGAGAAAUGGAGGCCUUCAAUGAAGAGGUCAACAGUGCUUUUACACUGCAAUAUUUAAGCCAUUUCUAAAUUACCUCCCUCCUUGAUUUAGAAUGCAGUGUAAUGGUGUAGGAGUCCUCCAAAAAAAAAAGCUGGUAUUUCUAGCAUUGCGCAUUUUAUUUCAAAUCAGUUUAUAAUAAAAUACAAGGAAAAGUUAAUUAAUUCCCUGCCUGGUUACUAGGCGGUAAGUACAGCUGUCAUGGUGUUCAGUAAUUGAGAUAUGAUUUUGGUGUGUCGUCUUGGAGAAAACCUGACCUGUGUUUCAGAAUCAAUACCAUGCCAUAAACUAACAAUCACUUCUAGGGUGAGCUCUUGUGAUUGUUUCUAAAUUCUUGCUUAACUGUCACUUUACUUUACAAGGUAGAGAGGCCCAUGUCCCAAGAGAAGUCUGUUUAUAGUUACUUACUGGCCUCUUCUCUUGAGUUUUAGGUUAUCAGAAUUGUGUGUGUCCAUGUGUCUUGCUUUUAGUAUGUGACAUCUUAAAUUAGACUUUCCUUAUUAGAAUAAGCUCCAGUAUUAUUUUUACUCUGUUGCAACUGAUCCAAAACUCACUGAAAUUUAUGGGAAUCUUUCCACACGUUAGUGGGUUUUGGACCCAGGUCCUUGAUGUGCUUUUGAAAGAGAUGGUUCUAUUAUGUUAUAUUCAAGGAAGUCUAUUCUGUACCACAAGGUCUGAUUAAAUGCACUUGUUUUGCUAUAGGCCCUGUAGCAUCGUAAAGAAAAGGAGGUGUCUGCUGUAGUUCUAGUCUUGACCUGGCAUAGCAGGUGUGUAAACAGCCUUUGGUACUGAUGAUUCUAGUGGUUCUGCAUUUAAACUCAGUUAGGAAAAGCCCCUCAUUUAUGAAUGUUUGUCUUAGAAUUGUAACAGUGUUCCUUAAAACUUGGCCUGCAGUAUGUAAAAAUUGCACCUUGCCCCCCUCUCAAGGUGAAUACCUUUUCAGCUAACAAGUACAGUCUUGCUGAAAAAUCCAUUUGAAAAGGGUAAAUAAAAAUGUUGGCAGCUUCUUAGAUUUUUCUCUUUAAAUAUCUUAUUUUAACUGUUGAAGUGUCAUUUCAAAAUGUUUGAUGCAUGGGCUGAAGUCUUUUUUAGCUCUGUUAGGUAAGGAAAGAAACAUGUGGCCCAGUACAGUUCUAAGCCAAAAGCACUUGUAACUUAGUUUGUAAAUUUCAUGCCUUAUUUUCCAUUUUUUUAAGAAGAAAAACCUUAAAGUGCAUUUUUCUGUCAACUGUGAGCAAGUUUCCCUUUUGCCUUUAAUAAAAAACAGUGCAUUAAGUAGCCAACUGCUGCAAAGUUGCAAAUCAAGUGAACUAAGGGUAGGUCACACUUGACUCCCUAACAAACAAACAUGAAGUCAUGUUCUAGGUGACUGAAAGGUUGAAAGGGAAAAAAAUCCUGUGCCAGAUGCAUGCCAGUUUUAGUAGCUGCCAAAUGUGCCUUUUUAUUAAGAACAUCUGUAAUUUUUUUCAAUACAAGGUAGACAAUAUGGGUGUGUGGGGUAGGGUUUAUUUCGGACAAAUUUGGUUAAUUUACUAGAGAACAAGCCUUUUUCUGUUUGUCCAACUGUAAUGUAAAAAUGUUAAGUUCCAAUAAGUUUGUUCUAGUAUAUAUGUACAUUUGCCUUUGUUUUAAUGGCAUGGUUAUUUGGUAAAAUAAUUAAAUGUCAAAAAGUUAUGUCAAUCUGACCCAGAUGUAAAAAUAAAGUGGUAAUCUUCAACUGGCACAUCUUAUGACCUGUGUACCUAACCAUGUCUGUAAGUGAUCUUCGUAUGCUAUGUCUGCAAUGGUAUUCAGAUUGCAUUUAAAGUGACAAUUACUAGUGGCUGUUACUUUUUGGCAUUAAAAAGAUAUGUUCUAAAAAUAAAAAAUGCCUUACAUAUCCUG